AUGGAGUUUCCAAAUGGUGUAGUGGUAGCAAGACCUCCGACCUUCCAAAUUCAAAGGCAGGAUAUUUGUGAAGAGAAAAUAUCUUACAAGAGACAGCCAAGAGAACCUGCUGUCGUAAAAACUGUCCCAAAUAAUCAACAAUCAACAGUGAAUUUUCCAAAUGGCAUAGUGGUAGCAAGACCUCUUAACUUCCAAAUUCAAAGGCAAGAUAUUUGUGAAGAGAAAAUAUCUUACAAGAGACAGCCGAGAGAACCUGCUGAAGUAAAAACUGUCCCAAAUAAUCAACAAUCAAGGGUGAAUUUUCCAAAUGGCAUAGUGGUAGCAAAACCUCUAAACUUUCAAAUUCAAAGGCAAGAUAUUUGCGAAGUGGUAGCAAGACCUCUAAACUUCCAAAUUCAAAGGCAAGAUAUUUGUGAAGGUAAAAUUUCUUACAAGAGACAGCCAAGAGAACCGAUUGUGAUAAAAACUGUCCCAAAUAAUACAAUAACCGUGAAACCUUUGUUUGUGAAGAGAACAUUUCCAAAAAGAGACAGCGACAAGGACCAGUGGAGGCAAAAACAGUUGCAAGCAGCAACAGCCAUGAAACCAUUGAAGCCACAAAAUGCCGAUAAGACGCCACGUGAACAGGGUAGUUGGAUUGAAGCACAAAGUGACGGUGCUAAUCAGUUAGACGUUGUGAUAUUGAAUGCAGAAAAUAAUGAAGCAUGUGGGGAAGAGGACAGCAAUGCUCAAUUUUUACCAAAAGAGGUAGAUGACACUACUACUGAUGUAGUGCUCUGUGUGGAAUCAGCUUCUGUUAUUCAGGAAAUAGAUGUUGUGGUCCAUCCAUCUAUUCUGCAACCAACAGAAAAGAGUAAAAAUAUCAAGAAAAUAGGGAAACAACAAGGAGUAGGCGUCGAAAAAAGGAGGAAGAGCAAACCUCGGGAGUGCAAAGAAUGUGGAAAAAUUCUGGCAUCAACUACAACAUACCUGGAACACAUGAAUAUACACUAUGAUCGAAGACCAUACAAGUGCGGUGAAUGCAGCAAGUCUUUUCGCCAGCGAUACCACAUUGAUCAGCAUAAAAUUGUCCAUACAGGGAAUAAACCCUUUGUUUGUCAAGACUGCGAUAGAGCUUUCGCCAAGAGCUACAACCUGAGAGAUCACCAACGAAUCCAUACAGGAGAAAAGCCGUGCAAGUGUGGUCAUUGCGACAAGACGUUUCGUCUUCGACGCGGUUUGAGAGAACAUGAAACAAAUGUACUCCGUCUUCUUUCGCCGCGUAAUGAGCUUGGGACACUGAAAGAGAUAAAGGUUUAUUCAUGUAAGAUUUGUGUCAAGACGUAAGUAAGUAAGUAAGUAAGUAAGUAAUUUAUUUAUCCACAUUUCACAAUUGAGUAUAACUCGUUUUAACGUGAACGUGCCAGGU
Messenger RNA from Stylophora pistillata, 1408 nucleotides. RefSeq lists its product as uncharacterized. Lineage: Eukaryota; Metazoa; Cnidaria; Anthozoa; Scleractinia; Pocilloporidae. The record is from RefSeq and is a predicted model, not a curated record.